UUUACUAGACAAAUUAUAUGAAAUAAACGUAGCGGACAAAAAUUACAGACUGAAGUUCAAAUAGUCGCCAAAUAUUUUAUUAUUACGUCAAAACAUUCUGUAGUCAAUAAUGCAAAAAAUAAUUUUAUCAUACUCAAUAACGAUAUAUUAAAAGUAGUUUUCGAUCAAGAUGGAUAGCGUUAAAAAUUUGUGUAUUUCGCUCAUCAAAGGAUUUGUGGACAGUUUAAGAGGUGUGACGGUCUUAUUGUAUCUGGACAAGGAGAUACAGGAACGGGCUCUGAGCCGAUCUCCGCCUGAAAAUAGCAAAAUUAAACAGAAAAUAGAUACUCAACAGUCAAAAGUGCUGACCAGAGUGAUACAAUCGUGUGUAUUAAACGGUUGUAUUUUCCUUUUGAGUAUACUCAUAUUUGAAUAUGGCUUGCUUCCGGCUGUGAAGCAUUUUGUUACGCUUGUUUUUGGCCAUGACCCAGGCGUAGCACACAAUGUUUGGGGCUGGAUGCAACCAUUUUUAUCUAUGACGUUUAGGAUGAUAUGGGUGCUUCCACUAUUUUUACUAAGCAAGCUGGUUAACAGCUUGUGGUUUCAAGAUAUAGCUGAUUCAGCAUAUCGUCAUCGGAGAGGACGUCCUCAAUUUAUGUCGAGUGUCAGCAAAAUUAUUGCGGAUUCGCUCUUCAGUUUACUGGUGCAAGCUUUAUUUUUAGUCCAGAGUAUGCUAGUCAAUAUGCUGCCUAUAGCUUACAUUGGUGAAUUUUUAUGCUUAAUACAUAUGUGUCUUUUGUACUCUUUAUAUUCUUUUGAAUAUAAGUGGUUUAAUAUGGGAUGGGAGUUACAUAAACGGUUAACGUUUAUUGAGACAAAUUGGCCGUAUUUCCUUGGUUUCGGUCUACCCUUGGCCUUGUUGACGCAAAUCCCUCAGUCCUAUAUCAUAAGCGGUUGUGUAUUCUCCAUAUUUUUCCCUAUAUUCAUCCUGAGUGGAAAUGAAGCUACCCCAGUCUCUGGGAGCGACUAUCCGCUCCGUCUCUUUUCUCCUGUAGUAGCGAUUUCCAACGGAAUUUUCCGCUUCGUAAGACACACCGCAACCACCGAAAAGAAAAGAUGAUGAUGUCGCAUCACAAAAUAUUCCAGCUAUUUUUAUCGAAUUUUAUUUUCAAGGUCUUUUUCUGUAAUCUAUCUAUGAUUCCGUUACUUACUUGAUAUUCAAUAAUAAUCACUAAAUUUAUGUAAUUCGAAAAUCCUUAUAAAAAAAGAAGGCAAUCAAAAAUAAG
Messenger RNA from Melitaea cinxia (Glanville fritillary), 1265 nucleotides. It is a transcript of the gene tank, whose product is annotated as etoposide-induced protein 2.4 homolog. Lineage: Eukaryota; Metazoa; Arthropoda; Insecta; Lepidoptera; Nymphalidae. The transcript has 7 exons. The coding region runs from base 170 to 1099 and encodes 309 amino acids. The record is from RefSeq and is a predicted model, not a curated record. Gene Ontology annotation, biological process: macroautophagy. Gene Ontology annotation, cellular component: endoplasmic reticulum.